AUGACCACUUCCCCCACAACUCUCGAUGUCCAGGAAGGACUCUCGUCUGUACUCAUCGACCAGAUAACAGGCGAGGGAGGGUCAGAAACGUCCAAGGUUCAUCUGGGCCGUACAUUGAUCAUCUGCUUCGAUGGGACGGCAAAUGAGUAUGACGAUACGAACACUAACAUCGUUCGUCUCUUCUCGUGCCUCGAGAAAUCUCACCCGAAACAGUUGGUGUACUAUCAGACUGGCAUUGGGACAUACACUACGACUCGAUACAGCACAUCUAUUGGCCAGUGGAUAUCUAAAGCAAUCGAUCAAGGCAUCGCGUUGCACCUUGAGGACCAUGUCUGUGGAGGAUAUCGAUUUCUUCAGUCGAAUUGGAAGCAGGGUGACAAAAUCUGCAUUUUUGGCUUUUCCAGAGGUGCAUACACUGCUAGAGCUCUAGCUGGGAUGCUACAUGCAGUUGGGCUUUUGCCACCCUCGAUGCCCGAACAAGUCCAAUUCGCCUACAAGCUUUACAAGAACUUGGGUAGAGGUAAUGUUGUCAGUGGCGAUCCCGGUCGGAACUACAAACGUGACUUCUGUCGUGCCGUCACUGUUGACUUCCUCGGAGUUUGGGAUACUGUUGCAUCUGUUGGCAUUCUUGUCUCGCGUGCGCUGCCCUUCUCCCAAAGUAAUAGUUCCGUCAAAGUUUUUAGGCAUGCACUGGCUCUGGAUGAGAGACGAGCCAAGUUCAUUCCUUCGCCGUGGAAACUUUCGGGAGCAAAAAAACAACGCAAAGAUGGGGGGGGCUGGGAGACGAAACAAUCUGCAGAAGAUGCCACUGCGCCAGACACUGGGGGCAUUCAGACCGUGAUUGAAUGGGUAUCGGGGUUGAGAGCUCUUUUUGUCGGCAUUUUCUUUACCUUGUUCAUCGAGUGGUGGGCACAUGGUAUAUUGGACCGUCUCGGACUCCACGGCAAUCAUGGGCCACCCACGACCCUGAUUCCGGAAGAAGAAUAUCCCCCCGACGUGAGGGAGGUUUGGUUUGCAGGUGGACACUGCGAUGUCGGCGGGGGAAACGCACCGGAUGACAAGCCCUGGAAUGAGAUCGAUAAGCAGGACCCGAACGAACCAAGGUACUCACCUUCACUUGCAAACAUCCCUCUUCGAUGGAUGAUCCGCGAGUUCUAUGAGGCGGAUUUGAAAUAUAACCUCAACAUUCGCUGGCGAUCUAUCCGCCUGGCCCGCUAUGGCAUCUAUUUGCCUCCCAUCAUUUACACCAACAACGAUGAUAGUGACUUGAAUGUUGCCCUUGACGAUGACCCCGGGAACAGGAAUUUGAGGCGCACACAGAAUUCUGCCGAUGACCGGUCCUCUGCUCUUCCCAUAUCGGGGAGUACUCCUUCCCCUCCUGUUGGUGGGACUGCAGACUCCAGCAGGCUAGCACCAAGCGAAAUCGUAGUCAAACCAACGGAUGCUGAUAAAGAAAAGCUGAAGAAGCAUCCUCGACGGGCUACCUUCCUUCGAUCCAAGGAGUUUAGGUCCGGUGUCAAAUAUGACUUGGAUUUCUUCGACAGGGACUUGAAAGCUGAAUCUUACGACGAAUUGUGGAGGUGGGAUAACUUGAGCUUUGACACCAUCGCGGCAAUGUUGUUGUGGUGGACGCUUGAGUUGAUGCCCUUUAUGAGGCAUGUGCAAAACAAGCACACAUUCUUGUGGGAGUCCAAACUUCGAUUCAACAUUUUCCGGGCGCGCGAUAUUCAUCGAGGCGCAGUACCCGAACACACAGAUGCUUUGUCGAAACGCUGGCUGGAGUUUUUGACUAAUCGCUCGAAGCCGAGUUACCAUUGGUCUGUGCGUGAGCGUAUGAAGCACAAACCUGGCUACCGCCCUAGACCUUGGGGCUAUGACGAAAAGAUCGAUGAAACGUGGAUCAAAGUUUAUUAG
Messenger RNA from Cantharellus anzutake, 1914 nucleotides. RefSeq lists its product as uncharacterized. The transcript has 9 exons. The record is from RefSeq and is a predicted model, not a curated record. NCBI's taxonomy places the organism in Eukaryota, Fungi, Basidiomycota, Agaricomycetes, Cantharellales, Hydnaceae. Bases 1 to 1914 code for a protein of 637 amino acids.